Messenger RNA from Bombina bombina (fire-bellied toad), 255 nucleotides. Its product is annotated as RAC-alpha serine/threonine-protein kinase-like. Gene Ontology annotation, biological process: protein phosphorylation. The transcript is spliced from 2 exons. Gene Ontology annotation, molecular function: ATP binding; protein kinase activity. The annotation marks the transcript as partial. The record is from RefSeq and is a predicted model, not a curated record. Lineage: Eukaryota; Metazoa; Chordata; Amphibia; Anura; Bombinatoridae.
UUAUUCUUCCAUCUGUCAAGAGAACGUAUAUUCUCUGAGGAUCGGGCGCGGUUUUACGGUGCAGAGAUUGUGUCAGCGUUGGAUUAUCUGCACUCUGAGAAGAAUGUCGUUUACAGAGACCUGAAACUGGAGAAUCUUAUGCUGGACAAAGAUGGUCACAUCAAGAUAACAGACUUCGGUCUCUGUAAGGAAGGAAUAAAGGACGGCGCAACCAUGAAGACUUUCUGCGGCACUCCCGAAUACCUCGCACCUGAA